Messenger RNA from Protopterus annectens (West African lungfish), 1000 nucleotides. Its product is annotated as myoglobin-like. Gene Ontology annotation, cellular component: extracellular exosome. The transcript has 3 exons. The record is from RefSeq and is a predicted model, not a curated record. The coding region runs from base 41 to 493 and encodes 150 amino acids. Gene Ontology annotation, molecular function: heme binding; oxygen binding. Lineage: Eukaryota; Metazoa; Chordata; Ceratodontiformes; Protopteridae. Gene Ontology annotation, biological process: oxygen transport.
UUUCAUUGCACUGUAAGAAGAUCCUUCUUUAUCCACAGCCAUGGCAGGACUUUCAGAAGCACAGUGGAAUGAACUCUUGGCCUUUUGGGACAAAUAUGUUGCCCCAAGUUCUUCAGAGCAUGGCAAACACAUUUUAAUUCGCAUGUUUGAUGCAGACAAAGCAACUCAGGCCCUCUUCUCAAAGUACAAAGAUAUCCCUACUUCAGACCUAGCAGCCAAUGCUGAUGUAAAGAAACAUGGUGGUGUUGUUGUCGAUUUCUUGGGGAAGCUGCUGAAACUGAAGGGUCAGAAUGAUAGUCAGCUACACACUAUGGCUGAAUCUCAUAAGAACAAGCAUCGGAUUCCACUGGAUUACUUUCAACUAAUUUCUACUGUCAUUGAUGUGUACGUGUAUGAAAACCUGCCAGGAGAGUAUGGACCUGUCCGGGAAUCCUUGAAAGCAGCUCUGAGCCAGAUUGCCAAUGGCCUAAAAGCCAAUUAUGCCAAAGUAUAACUCUAAGGAAAAAAUGAUGACCUUAUUUGCUACUUUUCCAUAAAAGAAGUACACUUAAAAGGAAAAGAGAGGAAAAAAAAUUGAAUCGCUUUGUAAUGGACCAUCACCUACAGUUUAAUGGAGCUUUAGUAAAGAAAACUGAAAACAAAUACAUUUUGACUUAUAUCUGUUCUAUAUUUAGGGAAGUAACUGAAUGUGAGUUUAAAGUAGCACUGAUACAACUUUUGAAUUAAGUAAUUGGAAGUUAUUAAUACUAACUAGAAAAAUCUCUUAUUAUAAAUGACAUUAUCUUACAGCAAUUGUAUUUUCUCUGCUUGUGGGCCUCAUACUUGAAAAGGUCGCUCUCAGCUCUCAUUAAGCACAUAUACAGGACUCUACUAUAGAAUUCACAGACAAGGUUAUGGUUUUGUAGUGAAAAUAAUAUGUGUCAAGAGGACUGAUGUCAGAUAUGUUCACUGUUCCCAAUGUCAUACUUGACAAUUUCUUAAUAAAAUAAAAUACUAUCUA